AUGGACUUUCCAAAAAAGCUUUUCUCCGUCCUUAACGAUGUUGGCGAAAAUGCAUCUGUAAAUGAUGUUCUCACAAAAGUCAGUGACGACGUCGAGAAAUUUUUGAGUGCCCCUCCACAAACAGGAAAUUCGGAAGCAGGCAUUUUACAGGAUGAUGUGUUGGAAGUGAUGAAGCCAGUCUCAGUCUUGGUCCUCAAGGGACUAAUCAAAUCUGUGCACGGAAGCGACGCAGUGGAUUUUGAAGACACAGAGAAAAAAACUUUGAAGGGUACACUGUCUGUAAAACAGAUUUACCUUGAUAACAAGGAUGGAUUAGAUACAGGAGCAGUGUCAUGCUACGUUCGCGCUGGAAAGAAUCUACUUCGGUGGUAUAUUCAGAUCUUCCUUUCGCAAAGAGCUCCUUCUCACCCUAGUCCUGUGAGCUGCCUUCAGAAUAAAGGGACAGUUGAACUUUUGGUUUGCUUCCUCGAAAACCAAAUGGAGAAAAUGAAUAUUGCCAAUCAAGAGAUGGAGCGAGACAUUUCGCUCUUUCUCUUUUACGCCACAUUCAGCGCAUUUCCAGGCGACGAAACAUCAGAAGGAGCACUGUGUCACCUUAUUUUUGACUUGUCAUUCACCAGAACAGUACUGAAAUUUCUCGUAAAACCGUGCUCUUCUGCUCUUUUGGUUGCAUUGGUAAGAAACAUUCACACCGCUAUUGUUUCACUUCAAGGGGCUGGGAAAGAGGUUAUGAACUGCAAGAUCAGCUGCAAUGAAUCGUCGUCACAGACAGCCGUUUGGUUUUCGGAUGAUGCGUGCGAGGUUUCGUUCAGCUCUAUAUGUACAGACAUCCUACACUGGGCUCUGAACUCAGAACCUGUUUUCCCAGGCGAAGCAGGGGAUCGACGAUUUGAUCUCGUGCUAGAAAUCUUGGGGGCGUUCUAUGCUCUCAGCAGAGGGAAGCAUUUGGACGGAAGUGAAAGUAGCAAGAAGCUGUUUCAAUGCAUCGUCGACAUUCUGAAGUUGCCUCAGGACGAAAGUGAGAAAGACAUGAUACAAUGCAAGACGUCUGUGGUGUCGCUGCUCAUGGAUUGCAGCCCUGUUAUCAGUAAAGAUCUCAUCAGCAAUGGGUGUCUUGAAUCUCUUUUAGAGCUCAUGGAUGCGCAGGUGCGACGAAUCAUAGAGGGUGUUAAGGUUGAUGACGGAGCUGCUGCUGCAAUCCUUCCCGUCGUGAUUGUUCUGAAUAAAUUUAGCACCGCAAAUGCCGAUGUUCGAAAAACAGCUAAGGAUUUUGUUUUCCCACCAGAAGCGGAAGAAGCUUUCAGGCAGAAGGUACAAGAGCAUGAAUCCACGUCCAAAAAACGGAACAUGGGACCUCUAGACGCACCGAAGAGAACUCUUCGUUGGAACCUGAUUUCUCUACUGACCUGGCCGCAGGGGCACAUCAAGCGAUGUACAGGAGAGUUGCUGUGGACGCUCUGCUCGUUCAAUGCAACUGAGUUUGUCCAUCGAGUAGGGUUUGGAAAUGGUAUGCCGCUAUUGGGUGCCAAAGGGCUUGUACGGAUGCCUCAGCAGUAG
Messenger RNA from Cylindrotheca closterium, 1557 nucleotides. The record is from the annotation of a GenBank genome assembly. NCBI's taxonomy places the organism in Eukaryota, Bacillariophyta, Bacillariophyceae, Bacillariales, Bacillariaceae.